Portunus trituberculatus (swimming crab) is the source of this 8572-nucleotide messenger RNA. It is a transcript of the gene ewg, whose product is annotated as DNA-binding protein P3A2-like. The transcript has 13 exons. Gene Ontology annotation, biological process: regulation of transcription by RNA polymerase II. Gene Ontology annotation, cellular component: nucleus. Lineage: Eukaryota; Metazoa; Arthropoda; Malacostraca; Decapoda; Portunidae. The record is from RefSeq and is a predicted model, not a curated record. Bases 264 to 1907 code for a protein of 547 amino acids. Gene Ontology annotation, molecular function: DNA-binding transcription factor activity, RNA polymerase II-specific; RNA polymerase II cis-regulatory region sequence-specific DNA binding.
GUUCUGCGCAGACUCAACAUGGCAGACCCAGACACCCCCAGCAAUGCCAUGGAGAAAAUCGAUAUUUUUCCCCUCUCCCACACCAACAAUUCACCGAGGAAAUUUCUUAGUGGCGUCCCCUGGUGUCCGGUCCCCAGCUCUAAUUCCCAGGACUUGCCUUUCACCUCCAAGUAGAGUCUGUGAGGCACCACAGGUCAGGUCAGAUCAGGUGGGAUUGGUAACCAUCAUCAUCCCCAUCCUCCACAGCAAGAAGGGGCCUGGGAAUGUCAGGCUCUGACUCAGGCUCCUCGUAUCUGGUGAUGAACAGUGUUGAUGCAUCAUCUUUACGUGGAUGGCGUGUGGCGCUGGCAGGGGGACAGGAGCUGGUGAUGAAUAGCGUGGACGCUGCGGGGCUAACCAGUGUGACAAGUGAAACAACAGUCGAGCCGCUAGAUGACACGGGAGGGGGUGGAGGCGUCGGGGACAGCGUGGGAACUCAGAUCACCAGCGAUGACGACGACGAUGAAGUACCGUCGUCGCCCGGGAGCUUUGGGGAGGACGAGGGGUCUAUGCCGAUCACUGAUGACGUGACCGCCCAGUUAGCGGCGGCAGGUGGGUGGGCAGGUCCCGUUGGUGUGGCUGCUGCCGCUGCAAUAACCUCGGCCAAGAAACGCAAGAGGCACCACUGCUUUGAGCUCAAUCCAUCUAUACGUAAGCGGCAGAAAACAAGACUCCUGCGGAAAUUGAAGGCCACCAUUGAUGAGUAUUCCACGCGUGUUGGUCAGCAGGCGGUGGUGGUGGUGGCGACGCCCAGCAAGUCCGGUGGCAAUGACUUCAAGUGUUUUGGUGCCAAGCCUUUAGAAGAUGUGAUGAAGACGCUGAGACAGAUGCUGAUGACGGAGCUGGAGAAUGCCUUGGCCCAGCAGGCGCCCCCACCCCCCCAGGAUGACCCGUCUCUGCACGAACUGCCUCCACUGAUCAUUGACGGCAUCCCCACCCCGGUAGAGAAGAUGACCCAGGCACAGCUGAGAGCCUUCAUCCCCCUCAUGCUGAAAUACUCCACUGGGAGAGGGAAGCCAGGCUGGGGUAAGGAGUCAACAAGACCUCCAUGGUGGCCCAAGGAUGUCCCGUGGGCCAAUGUGAGAAUGGACGCGCGAUCUGAGGACCAGAAACAUAAGGUGUCGUGGACCACAGCGCUGCGUCAAAUCGUCAUUAACUGCUACAAGUUCCAUGGCAGGGAUGACCUCCUGCCGGUAUUUACGGAGGAGGAUGACAAGAGUCAGGUGGGAGAGCAGAUCAUUGGCCAGACGAACUCAGUGUACUCAGGGCAGGUGGUGCAGACGAUAAGUAACCCGGACGGAACUGUCUCCAUCGUGCAGGUGGACCCGAGUAACCCUGUCAUUCAGCUUCCAGACGGCACAACAGCACAUGUCCAGGGAAUAGCUACCAUUGCAACACAGAAUGGAGAGUCACUGGACGGAGAGAGUGGUGGCUCGGCCGGCUCCGUGGCCAUCGACCUCAACCAGGUGUCGGAGGGAACGCUGGCACAUGAGGGGACCAUUCUACUCACUGGGGAGGACGGAUCGCAGAUUCCAGUCAACGUGUCUGGGUCGUAUCCCGUGUCUGGCAUGAUCACUGUGCCACUACCUGUGUAUCAGACUGUGGUUGCCAACAUUCAGGGGCAGGAUGGGCAGCCCCUGCAGGUGGUGACGCCUCUAGUACAGGUCCCUAAGCUGGAGCCGGGGUUGGAGGGUGGGGUGGAGGUGUCGGCGGGCCUUAACGCUUCCCUUAAUGCCUCUACUAUCAUUUCUUCAGGCCAGGCACAAGUACAGCCAUUAAAGAUCGUUAAGCCCAGAAGUCUGAGUUCAGUUUCCUUCAAAGAAGAUGAUGACGACGAUGGGAGUGUGGAUAUGGUAGACAAGGAAUGAUAAGGGUAGUGUGAGGUUGGUGGCAGUCUAACCCCCACCCACCUGCCUCCCUACCCCCACCCUCCACCACUCCCUGUCAGCAGAGGGUAGGGAAUGCACCAGCAACACCCUGCCCUUGUACCCUCACCCACAUCUGUCUUUCUUAUCAUCUCAGCUUAUCACCAAAGACUAGGGGAGGACUUCAUCAUGUCUUCUUUAUUUACUUUCUUUUCUUUCACAUUUUCCUGUAUUUCUGAGUUCCUUCAAAGCUCUAGGCAUGGUCAGUGUUGUGUUAGUUAAUUACUCUGGUUAAUUACUCUGUGUUUACAAUUGGCAACACAGUCCUUGUCCAAAAGAGUCCCGAAGGUGACCAGUCCUUCCCCUAGGGCCAGAAUGGAACUGCACUGGGUCAGGCUGUCUCCAAGAAGCCGCAGAAUUGACUCUAUUUUUAUAUGGAGGUGUAAUAAUGGUGAAAUUCAAGUGUGUGUUAGGUGGAUGUGUGUGUUUUUUUCCCACUCCACUGCCUGGUUUUGUUUUAAUUUGUUUUAAUGCAGCGUGUGGUGACGUGCUCCUCCUGGUACGGUUCCCAUUCUGUCAGUUUUUGUCGAGUGUAGUUAAAUGAAUGAAAUGUGUAAAGGGAGAGUAGAUUUGAUACUUGCUUCUUCUCCUUGGAACAAAAUAGAGAUGAUUGUGAAGUGUACAUACAUUGAUUCACAUGAUGAUGAUGAUGUUGGCCCUUUGUUUUUUUUUUUAUUCUUUUUUUAAGUUAUGAUUUCCUCCCCCACUCUGUAGCCCCUUCCACCCAGAGUUAUGAAAGUGUUAUGGCUAGGAGAGUCUGUAUGGAGUAAAUAUUCAUGUUCAGAGUAAUAUAUUCAGUCAGGGUCAGGUUCCAGGAAAGAGGCAAUAAGGUAGAAGAGUUUUGUGUGAACUCUACUGCAAACUUGUGCAAUUACAUCUAUUUUCUCCUUUAUUGGCCUAUUUUUAGUGUUAAUUAUUUAUUGAAGACCUCAUCUCACCUUUCGUUUCUCUCUCUUAAGCCUUCCUUCCUUCCUUCCUGUCCUGACUAAUUUUAGUUUAUACGAGGUUAAUGUAGCAAGCUUGGUCUGUGUCAACCAAACAUUGUGUUAAGGAGAGCUGCUCUCUGUUCGUACCUCAGCAAGGAUGUGUGCACUGGGUCAUUAGCUUGUGUGUGAAAGUGGAGAGAAGUCUUGAGGUGAGCCUGAACUGUGCAUCUCAUGUGAGUAGACUUGUUCUUGUUGACUCUGUAUAUGAUAUUCUCUUGGUCCUCCUGUGUGUGUGUGCAUGCGUGAGUGCAUGCAUGCGUGCGUGCAAAAGAAUGGCAAACUGUGGAGCACCAGACCUACCAAACACAGAUGCAGCCUGUCGGUAAACGCAGACCAAGUGUGGCGUCAGGCUUGUUAAUGUUGCUUUUGUUGUUGUAGUUGGUGGGUGAUGGUAGUGCAUUGUUAUUACCACCAGUUCUCCAACAGCUUAGAUAGACCAAGGCUGGAGUGUGUUGCAGAGCUCAGUUGACACAAAGGGAAAGAUAGAGUGUGUGGGAUGUAGUCAUGUUUUGUUUUUCAUGAAGCCAGACUCAUCUUGUUUGGAAGGAACUGAAUUGUUGGUUCCUCAGCAGACUGACUGGUAGGAAUGUGCAGUGGGAAUCAUCUCAGUUCACAGGAAGUCAGAUGGGGAUCCUUGAUGGUUCAAAUUUUUACUUGCAUUUAUUUAUUUUGCUAUGAAUAUAUCAGUAUUACUCGUUCGUACAUAUUUUUGUGGUCUUUCAGUAAUGUUAUGUAUUAAAAAGAAAAAAAAAGACACGUUUCUUUUUGUAUGGUAUGGUAUUUCUUCACUGGGCAGGCAAGGAAAAUAAAGAAAAGCUUGACAGAAGGAGACUCAUCGAAAGACAAAGUGAACCUUGCAUAUCAUUCAUCAGAGAACAUUGAAACUAGCAGUCGUCAUCACAAAUUAACUGAAGAACCAACUCCAUUUAAUACACUAGGAGUAAGAUACAAUUUGACUGAGUGUAGUGAUGGAAGAUGAGUUACCAAUAUUAUGUUUGGGGAGCAAAGUUCUAUGCAACACUAAAUCUUUGUACCUUUGAUUGGAAAUGUUAUCAAGUGGAGUGAGAUUGAUUAAGAUAUGUUACUUUUGAUUGUCAGUCGUGUGAGUGGCUGGACUGAUUAGUGUGUCAUAACAUUUAAGAGCUUGUUUCUUCUGUAAUGGAGUUUUUGUAUCAUGUGUAGACGUGAUUAAGAAGUGUUACUGUUUGAUCUCUCAAGCAACAAAGUGUACACAUGACAUCACUUAAACUUUGGAUGUGAGUAGGAUGAGUGUUGGAAGAAAGCUUUAUGAUUUAACUGGUAUUUUGUUCUCAUUAUAUCGUGAUUUUUGUUUCGAUGUCACCUCUUCAUUUCUAUCUACUUUCCAAUACUUUGUACACGCCUCUCUUCAUUUCCCUUCUUCACACACUUCAAGUUUUCUCAUAAAUUGUGACCAAAUGAUGUAUUCCCUAAGUUGAUUUCCUGUAAGACUAGAAGUUACCAAGGUUGCAGUUUAUGGUAUGUUUCACUGUAUAUACAGUAAUGAUUUCUGAGUGUGGACAACCGUGUGAGCCGACAAUCGCAUGCUAUGAGGGAACUUGUAGCUGGUAGUCUUGCUGUUGAGAGAGAGAGAGAGAGAGAGAGAGAGAGAGAGAGAGAAGGAUCCCAUUCGAAGUAGAGUGGGAAAGUGAUGGAAGUGUUCUGUGAUUGAGAAAAUAGGAAACUACCAGCUGCUAUCAUUAAUAUUGUCUGCCUCUGCUCUUUGCUCUCCAUCUUCCUGCAAUAUCAGUGAAUUUUGUACAUUUUUCUCUCAUUUAACCAUGAAACAUCACAGAAUCAACCAAUUUUUUCACUUUUGAGGAAUUUUUCCUAGAGGCGCUUCAGAAUCUCAAUGUUUUUAAGUCGUCACAUUCUUCCUUGUCAUGGAAAGAACAGAGAUGAUCCGUGGGCUUGAAGAGUGCAAGCCACUGUCCAGUCACUAAGUCUAGAACAAGCAAUUAUGGCUGUGAUAAUCUAACAUAGUAUUGUGCCAGUAUAAAGCUGCUGGCCGGGCCUUUCUGGAGGCAGGCUGGAGAGAUGCAGGUCCUAAGAGAUACAGACGUCACCACAGAUCAUUGGAAGCACCACCUAUGCAUCCCUUCAUCCACCUCUCCAUAGAAAUAUUGCUCUCUUCUAGCAAAGAUAUAAGAAAAUAACUAACUUGUGAAAGGAAAAUAAUUGUUACCAAACCAGUUAGAUGCUCCCCAUUUCUCCCUCUCUUUCUCCUGACAAAUGAUGGGAUCUCUGAGGACCCUGUGUGUUUACUGAGACAUUGAGGUAAUUCAGAGUGUCUUCUUGUCCUCCUGUGUUUGGUGUUACUGCUGGAGUGUUCAGGGUUCGUUGUUGCCAAAGCUGUUAGGAAGCUCUCCCAUAAUGAAAGUGUGUAUGUGUGUGUGUGUGUGUCUGUGUGUGUGUAUGAGCGUAGGCAUUUAGUUCUUGUUGGAGAUACAUAUUUGUUGUCAGUAGUAGUAGGUAAUUUUUUAGUGGGAGAGAUGUAGAUUUGGAAGUGUGUGGCCACCAAUUAUGUACGAGGUUUAUCAGUUUUGGAUGUUUGCAUUGCUUAGAAGUGUUGUUGCUUUGUAUGGACAACACUGAUCAUGUUUUGCAAAACUGUUUAUUCAUUUAUUUAUUUGUCUAUCCCUGAAGCAACUUGUAAGAGGAAUAAUGGAAAGAAGAAAUGUAGAAGUUACGAGCAAAUUUUAAUGUCAAAACUAAAUGCGUAAUAGGAUUUCUGUAUCCCAUUAACUGCAGAGACUGAUUUUAUUUAAUUUAGGAAGUAACUCAGAAAUGUCAAUAUAUGGAAGCUCAUACUGAAAAUUAUAGAUGAAAAAGAAAGAUGAAAUAUAGAUCAACUACUUUCUUUGUCCUCUCCAGGGUGAAGUGGAGAGAGAGAAAGAGAGAGAGUGGGGGAGGUGAGGAGAGAAGAAUUGAAGAGUUGAUGCUUCUAACAGUAAUAACCCUAAGCUAGUCGAGUGUUGGUAUUGCACGGGACAGGUGACGAAGAGAGAAAGUGAGAGAGAGACAGAGAGAGAGAGAGCCUUCCAGUUUAAGUAGGAUGAGUAGAAAGAGCAGAUAUAACCCAGCAUUCAGUCUUUCAAGUCUUUCACCAUUAGAGUUGCAAAUUGUGGGCUGAAGGCAUCUUGUCACAGUGCAUUGUGGAUUGUGGCCUGAGGGUUUUGUCUGCUUGGUUCAGUUAAUGGUGGAAAUGUGAGGCUAAGAACAUACAUGGUGCCAUCUGGGAAUGUAUGUGUGUGUUGAGCUCUGAGUUACAAGAUAUAGAUCUGUAGUAACAAGUGGAGGAAGAUUAAAUGAAGUAGAAUAAGAUGUAUGGAAGAUUAGCAAGACAAGGCAGAGAGAGAGAGAGAGAGAGAGAGAGAGAGAGAGAGAGAGAGAGAGAGAGAGAGAGAGAGAGAGGGAGAGAAAUAAGAACAUGACAAGGAUUUUAACAUAGUAAUGAAUAGAGCAGAGACAUGAUAAAAAGCAAUAAAAAAAUGGAGUAAUAAUAAAAGCAAUGAGGAAUGAGGAAAUGAUCUUAUUUGCACUCAGUAAAGAGAGGGAGGUGUGGCAGAGAGAGCGAUGGAGUGGGGUGUGAUUACAGGGAGUUACUUUUAUUUAUAUCCUCCUGUGGUAAUAAAUGAGAACUACGGCAAGUGGAGGAGGUCUCAGUCUUGGCACAAGGUGUCAGAUGUAGAUAUAAAGUAGUGAAACAUAAUGGUACAAAGCAAGACAUGUGGGAAUCAUAACCCUCUUGUCAUCUUGUUAUUAUUAUCAUUAUUAUUAUUAUUAUUAUCAUUAUUAUUAUUAUUAUUAUCAUUAUUAUUAUUAUCAUCAUUAUCACUAUCACUAUCAAUUAUCUCUGAAUCAUUGCUAUCACAACUUUACUCUUUUUAAUUUAGCGUAUCAAUGAUAUUUUUAUACACCGCUAGAAGUAGACCAUUCAUCCAUCAUGUCAUUGCUCAUCCAUGCUGCGUCUUGGUCCACCGCACUGCACCGCAUCACACCCUUCACUGCCUCACUGUAUCACUGGCGCCACGAGCGUGUCUGUCUCUUGCCAACAAAUGACAACUGCUGCGGUCUUCACAAAAUUCCCGUACUUGUGUGUACCUGCACAGCAUUUUCCAUAUGGCACCCUUCACUGAAAUUUUAAAAAACAAGCCCAUUUCUCACUUAAUUUGUGCUCUCUUAAGAUAGCCAUGAUCUAUGUAAUGCUGUUUCCCACAAUUUUACCUAUGCAAGACAGCUUUGAUCUUAUAUAUUGCGGUCUGACAUUAAUAAUAGCACUAAAUUCUGUACUACUGCAUUCAAAGUAAAGUUACUCGUUUUGAAGUGCAGGCAAACUCUGAGACAGGUUUUUGUACCGCGUUUCAGAAAGUUGCACUGUAUUCAAGGCAACAUGUAUUAGGAGGCCAAACAGCAUGGUUAGCAUCCCUCGAGUAGAGUGAAACGAACCACCACCUUUCACGCCGUGCCAGCAAGUCUGUGUUAUUGGGUCCCAGUAUUUAUUUCUCCCUGCCAACGCUGCACAUAAUGCUUCAGAUGCCUUCACAUGAGAACCAUCAUUUCAAACACUCAUUAAAUCAUUGUCAAACAUUUCAAAAGCAUUUACUUUCAUUUCUUUCCUUUCCUGAGCCCUUGUUACAUGUGAGUUUUGUUUUAUUAAUUUUAUCUUUCAGAGAAAUAUGUACAAACCAAUGUUACUAGGGGUUGCAUCCCGCCAUGUUAAAUAUUAAGGUGUCAUAAGCUGCUAUACACAUAGUAGUUCUCCGAUCGGUAAUGUUUCUCACUAUAUCAAAAUUUUCAGAGUAUAAAUUCCGUGCUGUGUGAGAUCGGAGGUAGAGUGUUAUGUGUUAACAGUGUGUCGUCAGAUGGUAGUUUAGUUCAGUAAUGUAAAAUGAUGAAAAAAAUGUGAAAACUUAUUUAUAAACACUGUCUCUGCAUAAAGGACUUCUACAAGUGGUAUUUCUUUAUUGUUUCUUGAUUGUUUUUGCCUGAUGCAGUGUUGACAGUUGUUCCUCAUGGUAACUGGUCCCCCAGGCUCCUCUCAGCAGCCCAAACUGUGGCAGAAAUGUGCAUCCAACACUUGAAAACCAGACCACAUCUUAGAUACCCCCGGUAAGUGGUUUUUGUGUGUAAACAUUUUAUUUCUCAGUGUUACCAGUGGUGUGAACCUGAAUUUUGAUUCUAAUGAAUUGUCUCAUGUAUUUGUCAAUGUAUCAAAUCUAAAAGUUUUGAUAUAUGAAUGUAAAAGUUUUUUAUUUACUUUUUUUUAUUCUAUUGAAACAAGAUGCUAAGAAGGUAAUUGUAUUAUUUCUUCUGUAUCCUAGGAAUUAAGAAAAUAUAGAAAUGUCUUUAUUUUAAUAAAUUUAUUGCUAUUUAGAUAAAAUUGUGAUCCAAGAGAUGAAGUCUUGCAAAGAUUCACUCUGGGAUUCACUUUUAUGUAUCUUGAUUGACUGAUGAGUAAUGAUUAGUGUUUAGGAGUCAAGAUUUGUGUGUUUCCUUGGUGAUGUUUAGCACACUACUAGACUCUAUGGAUAGCACACACCCUGGUUGAUUUUUUGUAUUGUAUACAAAUGUGACCUUCCUUCAAUAUACACACUAUUCAAA